GGGAUCGGAAUAGCCGAUGUGAACCAUAACAAGGGACAGGAGACGGCACAUCACCUCACCUCGCAAUAUGGCAAUAACAAGGCUGUCUUCCUCCAGUGUGAUGUCACGUCAGACCAACAGCUGGAAGAUGCUUUCAAGAAGACAAAACAGAAGUUUGGCCAACUGGACAUUGUUUGUAACAAUGCAGGCAUAGGAGACGAAAGGAUAUGGAGAAAGAUGAUCGACAUUAACUUGGGUGCAGUUGUCCAAGGCACCUACCUGGCUAGGAAAUACAUGAGCAAACUGAAUGGCGGAUCGGGUGGUGUUGUCAUCAACAUUGCCUCAAUGGCUGGUUUGAUUGUAGGGCCACUGUGCCCAGUCUACACAGCCACCAAGCACGGUGUGGUGGGAUUUACACGGACAAUGGCCACUUUUGAUCCAGCCUUCACUGCAGAGGACAUUCGUAUCAAUACUCUCUGUCCAUCUUUCUCGGACACAUCCAUUAAUGACAAGUCAGCAGCCCCUGAAUUCAUCGACCCCAGUGUGAGGAAACAGAUGAUUAGUGUUGCUAAAUUGCUGCCGGUGUCCCUAGUUGCCGAGGGCUUCAUCAGUCUGAUUGAGGAGGACGCCCACGACAAGGUCAUGCGAGUCACCCAUGAGAGAGGCAUCGACUUCCACAAGUUCAAAAAGACCCCUCCUAUGCCCAGCAAAAUGUAACACCGCAGUGUAUGCCCCUUGUCACAAAGCCAAAGAAGAGAUCUCAGGAAAGACCAGACAGUCUGUAGGGUUUUUAUUUGAUUAGAUAAGGCAAACCUCAGUGAACUUUGUGCCUAUAUCUCAUGGAAGCUAUUUGGGUGGGGCAAAAGAUGUGGCACUGUUUCCAACUUGUCAUUAUUCAACUCAUUACAUACUCACCCAAGUCAUUGUAUUCAAGCAUGGUGGAUUUCUCUGCCUGUGCCUUUGCAGCAACUUUUCUCCAAGGCACAUUUGAAUUUCAUACAAGUGUACCUUCACCUAGCAACAAAAGCCAUGUUCCCAUUCGUCCUUUUUUCUUCCUUCCAGUAACUAAUACCAUGACUUUCCAUACAAUUCCUGUUCAUAAAUCAUCCUCUGUGACUUCAUCCACUCUGAUGGAACGUUAUGUGCAGUGCUACAUUAGUGAAGUUACGCAGCACAUGUACGGUUUCUGUUGUUAUUCAACUCAGCUAUCACACUGCUGAAUUUGGCGGUUAUGCCAGUCUCCUGGCAUUAAACCCAGUCGAAGGGGAAUGUUUUUUCUCAGACGGUCUGCAAACACAGCGGCCCUUUUCUAAAUGNUGUGUUAUUUUGAAUAUACACUGCAACCCCACAUCCCCCAUCAACCAGGGAAGACCAUUGUCAAGGUUUAAUUUCCAGAUGUACAUAUAGAUGUGUUAGAGAACCAGCUGCUGCAAGAAGGUGCUUUGAACCACAUUUACCCAGAGCCAUGUUUAAAGAAAGUUGUGACAUGAGUGUCAUCAUUGUUAGAAACAAACUGGCAGGUGUAUGCACCAGUGCUCUUGGACAGUUCGUAUAUAAUAGCUGAAGGCUGUACUCACGAAUUGCCAUUUUGUUUUCAAAAUCUGAAACUGGCGACACACUCUCUACAUACAUGUACACCAGCGUUUACCCACCAACCUCAGUGGUUGGUAGAUGACAGUGGCUCAUCAAGAUAGCGCCCUCACACAGCUUAGCACAGUUUUUAUAUUCAAAUCCACGAUGGCUUCUUCAAACAAAGACUAACCUUAACAGCAAACUAUGCACAUUUGGGCUUUGUUGGAACGUAAUGUUAAACAACUCGGGGGCUUGUGCCACCGGACUUAUGCUUUGGCAUGGUCUGAGUUUUGCUGACAGUUACUGAUGCACGGAUGCCAAUCUGUAUUCAAAGAACACUUGCCGUGUAGAUGCAACUGAAACCCGUGGCAGACUGCCUGACAAAUUGAAGAGACAAUUACAUUUCAUACUAUAUUGGUCAAUAUCUUAAGAUUGGUUUGAUCUGUUUGUUUGUUUGUUUCUUUUUAGUGUUGUAGCCAGUUAUCACGACCAGAAGUUUUAGGACUGUAAAUGUCGUGCACAGUAAAUGUAAUCAGAGGAUGAAAUUUCUGCACCACAGCACUAUAUGUAAACUCCAAGAUUUGUACUUCGAAUAAUUUUAAUACAAUACUAGUGAGGGAGAAUGGAACAUUUCGCUGAAAACCUCAAAUACACUUGAUGCUGUCACUUUAGGCAAAUGGAUUGGUGCCAGUCUAAACAUCCUUUUCAGCUUCAUUGAAUAACCACGUCAGAAGGCACUUCUGGUACCCGUUUCCUUUUUCUACGCAUUUCCUCCAUAGUUAAUCCACCAGUUAGGAUUUUUUUUCAAACUGAUGGACAAGGAUCAAAAUCCUUUGUGGCUUCUUCAUGUUGAACUUUCUUAGCUUCACUCCCUAGAGCAAAAUUUUGAAGAAAGAUCAUCCGUGGAAUAGAGAUUUCAAACUUGGCAGGUGAAGUAUUGAGGACCUUGUCUUUACCAGGUGACAUUUUUGGAGAUUUUCCCUCCUGCUGAGUGAGUAAAUUUUGUUCUAGAUGUUUUGCUGCACUUAGGCUUUUGUUUGGUCUUUCUCUAGCACCCCCAUUUUAAUAAACUGGAUCUCCUCAUGAGAUAUCUACAGUAUUGCUCAAAUUGUAUUUGUUAUUUAUAUAAAAUGUUUGAAAUAAAACGUUGGUAAAUGUCUUGUAUUUGAUGCUUUUAUAAAUCUAUAAAUAUUUUUGAUACCUGUAAUAUUGUUUCUGGAAUGCAAAACCUAAUUUUGAUCAUGUCUGCAAGAUAUUAACAAAUUAUUGUUAUCUUUUGAAAGUUUUUUACUUUUACAGAAAUGAUUAUGUCAAUAAAAAGCCCUAAAUGUUUACACUGUU
Molecule: messenger RNA, 2892 nt
Organism: Acanthaster planci (crown-of-thorns starfish)
Lineage: Eukaryota; Metazoa; Echinodermata; Asteroidea; Valvatida; Acanthasteridae
Product: 15-hydroxyprostaglandin dehydrogenase [NAD(+)]-like
Cellular component (GO): cytoplasm
Molecular function (GO): oxidoreductase activity, acting on the CH-OH group of donors, NAD or NADP as acceptor
Source: RefSeq, a predicted model, not a curated record